This is a messenger RNA of Phytomonas sp. Hart1, 282 nucleotides long. Lineage: Eukaryota; Euglenozoa; Kinetoplastea; Trypanosomatida; Trypanosomatidae. The record is from the annotation of a GenBank genome assembly.
AUGUUCCCGAGACACCGACACCAAGGCCUGAGCGGCCUCCCCCUGAUGCGUGAGAAACCUCCUCAUCAAGGCGGCUACAAAUGCAAGAUUCUCCGCAAAAACGCACCCACAACAGGACAUAAGCAUCUGCAAAAACACCUCCGCGAGGUCCGCGAGCUCUUGGCAAUGCCGAAGAUGCGCCUCCAGCUCCGUCGGCUGGAGGUCGCCGCCGAAAAAAAGCGCGAGAAUCGCCUCCACGACCUGCGGGACGGGUGCCGCGGGAAAGGCCCGGAUACGAUUUAA